UUCUCAAAAGCAAAACAGUUAUUUUGUUUCAGAAAUGGAAUCCAAAAAUCUAUGGCAACUCAUCUCCUUCUAUCUCUCAACAACACUAACCCUUCUCCGUAACCUUGUUCUUCACAUCCUCACCUUUAACCAGUCCAUUGUCAAAUUCAUGGAUUCAAUCUUGUCCCUCUAUUUCCGUUCAUGCCAUCUCUCCCCCGUCGCCCUUGAUUUAGACGAUCAAACCACCCUCCAUUUCUGGGUUACCAAUCACCGUCGAUUCGACCAGCCGACUCUCGUCAUGGUUCAUGGCUAUGGCGGGAACCCUCUCUGGCAGUUCAUUUACCAAGUGGGUCCUCUGUCGCGAAGGUUCAAUUUGUUCAUCCCCGAUUUGUUGUUCUUCGGUAGAUCCUAUUCGAAAUCCCCGCUCAGAUCCGAUUUGUUCCAGGCGAAAUGCUUGUUGAAUGGGCUGGGGAAGCUCGGCGUCGAUCGGUUCUCCGUUUACGCCAUCAGUUACGGCGGGUUUGUGGCGUACCGGAUGGCGGAGAUGCGUCCGGACGCGGUGGAGAGAAUGGUUAUUAUGAGUAGUGGACUGUUGUAUUCCGACGAACAGAGGACGGCGCAGCUGACGGAAAUCGGACGGCAUCCGUCAGAGAUUCUUGUGCCGAAGAAACCCGAUGAUUUGAGGUUGCUGGUUAAACUAUCAAUGUGCAAGGAAAAUGCUUUGAAUUGGGUCCCUGAUUUUUUCAUUCGGCAGUUCAUAACCCUGAUGUAUGACCAUUGCCGGAAAGAGAAGGUUGAGCUUGCGAAUUACUUGGUGGAGAAGAAAGCCGACACAAAUCUUCCUGCUAUCCCUCAGGAAAUGCUGAUAAUUUGGGGGGAACAUGAUAAGGUCUUUCCAAUAGAACUUGCAUUCAAACUACAAAGGCACUUGGGUUCAAGUUCAAGGUUGGAGAUAAUCAAGAGUGCAGGGCAUGCUGCAAACAUGGAGUCACCUGAUGAGAUCAAUAAGUUAGUAGUAUCAUUUGUUUCGAGUUGAUCAUCCCUUCUAAACCGUGAUUACCAAUUUUAAUAAUCCUUGUUAUUGCAUACUUUUAACCCAUGUUUAUGAGUAUCUUUUUUUAAUUUUAACAUCGUGUUGGAGCAAUCUAGAUUAAAUAAAUUAUUCGUUGGACA
Hibiscus syriacus is the source of this 1152-nucleotide messenger RNA. RefSeq names its product carboxylesterase YbfK-like. Gene Ontology annotation, molecular function: catalytic activity. The transcript has 4 exons. The record is from RefSeq and is a predicted model, not a curated record. Lineage: Eukaryota; Viridiplantae; Streptophyta; Magnoliopsida; Malvales; Malvaceae. The coding region runs from base 35 to 1015 and encodes 326 amino acids.